CCCCCCGAGCUGAGCUGAGCUGAGCCGGGGCGGGGCGGCGCGGCCGUUACUAAAGAGGCUGCUCGGGAGGCGGCUGCGGCGGUGGCGACGCGAUGGCGACCUAUGUACAGCUGAGCACCGGGGCGAAGAUGCCCAUCCUGGGCCUGGGCACCUGGAAGUCCCCACCAGGGAAGGUAACAGCUGCAGUGAUGGCUGCUAUCGAUGCUGGAUACCGCCACUUUGACUGCGCCUACGUGUACCAGAAUGAGAAUGAGGUUGGGGAAGGGAUCCAGCAGAAAAUCAAGGAAGGUGUUGUGAAGCGAGAGGACCUCUUCAUUGUCAGUAAGCUUUGGUGCACAUUCCAUGACAAACCCCUGGUGAAGGGAGCCUGCCAGAAGACUCUUGCUGCCCUGAAACUGGAUUACCUGGAUCUCUACCUCAUCCACUGGCCUGUUGGGUUUAAGGCGGGAGAGGAGCUGUUUCCCACAGAUGACAAAGGCAUGUCUAUACCCAGCAACACUGAUAUUCUACAUACGUGGGAGGCCAUGGAAGAGCUGGUGGAUGCUGGUCUGGUCAAAGCCAUCGGAAUCUCCAACUUCAACCACGAGCAGAUUGAGAGACUCUUGAACAAGCCGGGACUGAAAUACAAGCCUGCAAAUAACCAGGUUGAAUGUCAUCCAUACCUUACCCAGGAGAAGCUGAUCAAAUAUUGCCAAUCCAAAGGGAUUACUGUGACAGCAUACAGUCCCCUGGGCUCUCCAGACAGGCCAUGGGCUAAGCCAGAGGAUCCCUCCCUUCUGGAUGACCCCAAGAUUAAAGAGAUUGCAGCCAAGCACAACAAAACCCCAGCACAGGUUCUCAUUCGGUUCCACAUCCAGAGAAAUGUGGUUGUGAUCCCCAAGUCUGUCACACCACAGCGUAUUGUGGAGAACUUCAAGGUGUUUGACUUUGAACUGACUAAAGAGGAGAUGGCAACCAUUCUCAGCUUUAACAGAAACUGGAGAGCCUGUGCAAUGAGCAUGUGCAAAAAUCACAAGGAGUACCCUUUUGAUGCAGAAUACUAAAUAUGGUGGUUUCCUGUCUUUCUGCACACUGCUGGUGUCAGAUGCCUCUGCUGUUGCCUACAAGUUGUCAUUCCAUAUAGCUUUCUCACUGCAUCAGUCCUUUUUUUGCCUACAAUGAUGCAGUGUAUGUAUUUGGUGACUGUUUUAUUUUCUUUUUGGGAAGAAAGAAAUGGCAAAAUCUUUCUGAAGAGCACACUGUGUGGACUGUAAUAGGUAGUCUUUGCCAAUCGGCCUGUCUGGAAUUGGUAAGCAGAAAACAUUGGGAAAGUUUGUUACAAUCAGUCACUUUUAAUUUGAAAUCCUGGGAAUUGGAGCUAGUGAUGAUUAUUGUAUGGAAGGACUGGCAUAUGACAGACUUUGCAUAAUUAAUUUGAGAUCAGCUUUUUUUCUACAAUUACGUUUGGGUUUGGUUUUGUUUCUUUGUAACACUCCAUGCUUUCACUUUUUCUCUAAUUGGAAGUACUAGUUUCUAAGUAUAGCAGUUGCUACAUGGGUAGCCCUUCCGAAAGUGUAUAGGUCCCAGUUUCCUAGCAAUCUAGAAGCUGGUUUUGCUUAUAAUAAAAUGCAGUUUCAUUA
Molecule: messenger RNA, 1619 nt
Organism: Dromaius novaehollandiae (emu)
Lineage: Eukaryota; Metazoa; Chordata; Aves; Casuariiformes; Dromaiidae
Product: aldo-keto reductase family 1 member B1-like
Exons: 10
Coding region: 93-1043 (316 amino acids)
Cellular component (GO): cytosol
Molecular function (GO): aldose reductase (NADPH) activity
Source: RefSeq, a predicted model, not a curated record